GCACCUCGACCGUCGCCAGCGGCGGGAAGAAAACGGCCACCUUCAACGACGAGCAAGUGACGUGCAUCGCGGAGGCUCUGCUCGCCGCGGGGAAUGUGGACAACAUGGAGAGGUUCCUGCACGCGCUCAGCCCGAGCGGGCUGCCGCGCACCAACGAGUCGGUGCUGCGCACGCGCGCCGUCGUGGCCUUCAGCCGGGGCGCCUUCCACGAGCUGUACAGCAUCCUGGAGGGCCACGCCUUCGACCCGCGCCACCACAACAAGCUGCAGCAGCUCUGGUUCACGGCGCACUACCGCGAGGCGGAGCGCGUGCGCGGCCGGCCGCUGGGCGCCGUCGACAAGUACCGCCUGCGCAAGAAGUACCAGCUGCCCAAGACCAUCUGGGACGGCGAGGAGACGGUCUACUGCUUCAAGGAGCGCUCCCGCAACGCGCUCAAGGAGUGCUACAACCGCAAUCGCUACCCCACGCCCGACGAGAAGAAGUGCCUCUCCAAGAAGACGGGCCUCACGCUCACGCAAGUCAGCAACUGGUUCAAGAACCGCCGCCAGAGGGACCGCCCGGUGCCGCACAGAGGGGAAUUUCAUACACAUUACGCUCCUAGGGCGUAUUUCGUCUACUAAAGCCGCUUACAUAAGUAUAUCACGCUGCGCUAAACAGCGUGAAGUACAAGUUAC
Molecule: messenger RNA, 674 nt
Organism: Gryllus bimaculatus (two-spotted cricket)
Lineage: Eukaryota; Metazoa; Arthropoda; Insecta; Orthoptera; Gryllidae
Source: the annotation of a GenBank genome assembly